Phyllopteryx taeniolatus (common seadragon) is the source of this 2885-nucleotide messenger RNA. RefSeq names its product olfactomedin 1b (gene olfm1b). Bases 246 to 1703 code for a protein of 485 amino acids. The record is from RefSeq and is a predicted model, not a curated record. Gene Ontology annotation, biological process: signal transduction. NCBI's taxonomy places the organism in Eukaryota, Metazoa, Chordata, Actinopteri, Syngnathiformes, Syngnathidae. The transcript has 6 exons.
CACACACAGGAUCCUGCACCUAUCCUGUCCCACCCCCCCACCCCCCAAAAAAAAUUCCACUGGAUCAAGUUACAUUGCAAGAAGAAGAUGAUGGAGAAACGAAGAACCCAACCGGAGACCCGGUGUGAAACGGCGAGCCAGCCCGGGCUUGGCGAACCCUGUUCAAAGCAAAUCUUCCCCGGAGUCGUUAGGAUGAAGACGGCGUGAGUGGAGGUGCACUUUUGGCAAGGUGGUGGGGGAGGAAGAUGUCGGUGCCGCUGCUCAAGAUCGGCGUGGUGCUGAGCACCAUGGCGAUGAUCACCAACUGGAUGUCGCAGACGCUCCCCUCGCUGGUGGGGCUGAACACCACCAAGCUGACGACGGCGCAGGGUGGCUACCUGGACCGGAGCACCGGAGUGCUGCCGGCAAAUCCAGAGGAGUCGUGGCAGGUUUACAGUUCGGGCCAGGACGGCGAGGGUAGGUGCGUCUGCACUGUGGUGGCGCCCCAACAAUCCAUGUGCUCCAGGGAUGCCCGCACCAAACAACUGAGGCAACUGCUAGAGAAGGUCCAGAACAUGACCCAGUCCAUCCAGGUCCUGGACCAGAGAACUCAGAGGGAGCUCCAGUACGUGGAGAAGAUGGAGGUGCAGCUCCGCGGCCUGCAAACUAAAUUCAGGCAGGUGGAGGAGAACCACAUGCAGAAUAUCGCCAAGCAAUACAAGGCCAUAAAGGCGAAAAUGGAGGAGCUUAGGCCGUUGAUACCCGUGUUGGUGGAGUACAAGGCCGAUGCCAAAUUGGUAUUGCAGUUUAAGGAGGAGGUCCAGAAUCUGACGUCAGUGCUAAGCGGGCUGCAGGAGGAGAUGGGGGCCUAUGACUUCGAGGAGCUCCACAGCAGAGUGUCAAAUCUCGAGGAGAGGCUGCGAGCGUGCAUGCAAAAAUUGGCAUGCGGCAAACUGACCAGCAUCAGCGACCCCAUCACAGUCAAGACGUCGGGGUCCAGGUACGGCUCCUGGAUGACGGAUCCCCUGGCGCCUGAAGGAGACACGCGGGUCUGGUACAUGGAUGGUUACCACAACAACCGCUUCGUGCGGGAGUACAAGUCCAUGCAGGACUUCAUGACGUCGGACAACUUCACCUCGCACCGUCUCCCCCACCCGUGGUCCGGAACGGGCCAGGUGGUCUACAACGGCUCCAUCUACUUCAACAAGUUCCAGAGCCACGUCAUCAUCAAGUUUGACUUCCGCGCCUCCGCCAUCAGCAAGUCCCGGCAACUCGACUACGCCGGCUUCAACAACGUGUAUCGCUACGCCUGGGGCGGCCACUCCGACAUCGACCUGAUGGUGGACGAGGGGGGCCUGUGGGCCGUCUACGCCACCAACCAGAAUGCCGGCAACAUAGUCAUUAGCAAGCUGAACCCCAGCACGCUGCAGAUCGUCAAGAGCUGGACCACCAACCACCCCAAAAGGAGCGCCGGCGAGUCCUUCAUGAUCUGCGGCACGCUGUACGUCACCAACGGAUACUCGGGAGGCACCAAGGUCUACUAUGCCUACUCCACCAACUCUUCCACGUACGAAUACAUAGACAUCGCCUUCCAGAACAAGUACUCGCACAUCUCCAUGCUGGACUACAACCCGCGGGACCGCGCCCUGUACGCCUGGAACAAUGGGCACCAGGUGCUCUACAACGUCACGCUGUUCCACGUCAUCCACUCAGAGGAACUGUAAUCGUGGUAAGACGGCAAUGUACGAUAAUAUAUCUGCGAAAGAAUGAAUGUACACAGAGGACUUCGGGGGGAGAGAAAAAAUAUAUCUAAAAAUAUCUGAUUGUUAGAUUUAAAACAAUUAAUUUUCUAUACUUAAAGAAAAGAUUCUACUAUGUCUAUUCUAGCUAGGCAACAGUUAACAUUAUUUUCUAGUUGCCAUCCUUUUGUCAGUUUGGAAUGAAAACCUUUGUUUGUUUACCGUGUAGAAAAUGAUUGUAAAUGUAGACUACAUCUAUAUAAAGCUAAUAUGUGUAUAUCAGAUUUAAAGUAAUACAAAACAACUUGCCAAAAAAAGGAGAAAAAAGUCUUUUUUUCCAUCAUCAACCUGCGCUCAUUCAAAUGGUUAUGAUUAUAAUAUAUAUAUAUAUAUAUAUAUAAUAUAUAAAAUAAUCCUCAAAGUGGGUCCUGAAACAAAGACCAUUAUUGCUCAGCGAAACAAAAAAAAAAAAAACAGUCUACAAUGAAUAGACUCGUGCACGGACUUGACAGUACAUUGUGUCAUAUCGUUUUCGAGUAUCGUAGCAAAUAAAGGCCGUGGAGGACAGCGACAAUAACGACCGAAGGCCCCGACUGUUGCUGGGCUCUCUCGACGAAGCUCAUUGAACCCGUGUUGUUGGUGCGCACUACAUGUGGGGGGGGGGGGGGGGGGGGGGAAACUUUCUUUGCAUGACUAUUUUUUACCGCUACUGAAUGUCUUUUGCUGUAUGAUAGCCUACUAUUUAAAAAAUAAAUAAAUAAAUAAAGGACCAUGGUGGAGUUUGGCUUUGGGAAUUUUUACAUAUUUAGCUGCUUCUUUGUAAUUAUUUAUUGCUUUGUUUGACUAUUCGUUUCUUUUUGCAUCACCGUACCUGUCCCAGUCUGUAGAUUUCUGUUUUGUUUUUUUCCAGCGCAUGGGAGGAAGCCGAAGAAUUAAAAAAAAAAAAAAAAAAAAAAAAACAGAAACAUGACAGAAUGUCUCGGAGAUUGUCAUCUGAAAUUCACUCAAAGCACCUGUGGUUGAAAUUCCAUUAUUUUUGUUCCACGUCACGUAUAUACUUGUGAAGGACAAAACUGUUUUCAAUGUAAAAAAAAAAAACGCUUUUCCAGCUGUACUGGACGUGUUGUACCUGAGAUGAGAUUGUUAACAAUGUGUGUCAAUUAAAAA